Messenger RNA from Durio zibethinus, 1346 nucleotides. RefSeq lists its product as uncharacterized. Lineage: Eukaryota; Viridiplantae; Streptophyta; Magnoliopsida; Malvales; Malvaceae. The record is from RefSeq and is a predicted model, not a curated record.
UGGUUAUGGAAGUGGCUUGUCACUUAUUCAAUAAUUUUGUCCCCUGCUAUUUUGUUAUUUCACCUGAUCAUCUCAAACUUGGACUUGAGGCAAAGCUAAGUAGCAUAUUCAACGAAAGAGUUGUAUGAUUAUGAAUCCAACAAAGUUGGAAACUGACAGUAUCAUUGGUAAGCCUAAACAGGCAAUCCCCCCACCGCCACUUCCAAGAUUCUGGGCAAGGAAGACUACUGCCGACAGUAUAACAAACCGAGAGAUUGCCAAGUUCUGGAGGCAGAAGCGCAUUGAAGAAGAGGAUCACCUACUGGCUGCCAUAAAGGCUGCAGCACGCAUCAGGGCCCGCAAUCUGUCGGAGGAAGACUGUAAGUAUUUUGAAGAGUCACUGAGCAAUGAAGAUAACAACGCUAAGGAGAAGAUCACAGCCCCAACCAACAACGGAAAAGGAGAUAAAAAAAAUAAUGAAAUUCGUGUGGGAAUAAAGGACUGGUGGACAAAGAGCAAGUAUGCGUACUUAAACCAACCAGCUGUUGAAUCCAUGGGCGAUCCAAAGCGAGGAGCAUCCACUUAUUUUCCAAUGUUUUUUAAUUAUAAACCUGCUCCUUUAUAUCCUACAUCACUUGGUGUCUUUUAGACCAUUGGGAUAGGGGAGCUCUUUCAACUUUCGAUUGAUUGCAUUACCUGCCAUGCAUUGAUUUGUAUGUGUCAUUGAGAGUUCUUUUCAUUUAUUUAAGUGUGCUUGCAAAUAAGUAUGGUUAGUAUUACUUCAUUCUGUUAUGAGAAAACCCUGUUGUAAAAAGUAGUGCUGUUGCAGGUGUCGUAUAUUUCAAAAUGUUGCAAGUUGUUCUUUCUGCUUUUGUGGUAAACCAAAAGCCCAAGCUCUGUCAAAAAAAGUUUGAUGCAAUGCUUUUACAUGAUUGAGUUGGCAAUUUCGCAUCAUAUAUAUGUAGUUAGUUAACCAUUGCACUUCUUUGUUUGCAAUACUAGCAACCACACUUGAGCCAGAAAAUGAAAAUUUUAAAAUAGACAUAACCACAGAGCCGUUAGACAGACAAGAGAACAAAAACCAAAUCAUUUGAAGAAGCGCAAUAAAACUCCCUAUCUCCCAUGGUUUUGAACUUUUGAUUAGUUUUAAAUGCCUCAAAAUUUUGGGUACAGAUAAAGUAAAAAUUGCUGAUAAAUCAUAAGUGCUAAUAAUAAUGAUGAAAAGGCUCAGUCUCUCCCAGUGAUGAAUUCUUCACAAUUUUUGGUAAUCAAAAAGGCAUAAUCAGCAGAAAAGCAUAAUAGAAGUAUUCUGGGAUGGACUUUUUACAAGCCGCUGACAGGUUGACCUUGUUCCCGAUAGUUUAAUC